AUAAUGCAUGUAGCAUAUAUACAAUAUACAGUGAAUACGCAGCUCGAGCAAAAAAGGAAAAACACGGAAGUCCGCAGAGUGAGAGAGAGAGAGAGAGAGAGAGAGAGAGAGAGAGAGAUUCGCUCGGCGCGCAUCGUUCAGUCAGUACGUGCAAGGAAAUCCCGUGUGUUGUUUCCGCAGUAGCGUUUCGUCGCGUCUCGCGUGUGUGUGAUCAGCUCAGCGGAAAACGUCGCGGCCGCCCACGCCAUAACCUCGCGCGGCGGCGCAAGAAGUGUCUGUAAACACAGUGCGCGCGAGCGAUCUCGCUGCUACGCACCUCAACAAGUAGGUGUAUUAGGCAUCGGAAUAAGCAAAGAGGGGGAGUAAUCGAAAACGUUAUACUGGCUCAGUUACAUUCGCCGUGUUGUACGUUACACAGUGUAUAUACGAGUGUUUGCGUGCGCGUGUGUGUGCGUGUGUGCAGAGCAGCUGAAAAUACUCGCUGCAGCAUCCUGCAUCGCACAAAAGAAGGACUUGUCGCGCGAGGGGGGAGGAAAACAAAGGGCGAGAGAGAAGAGAAGGAAAACAAAAGAAGAAGUAUAUAGCGCAGCGCGAAAACAUGCGUGCGGCGACGACGUCAACCUUGGCACUCCGAAAAGCAUCAGCAGCGGAUAGCAGCGGUGCCGUCGAGUGAACAUUCGUCAGUCGAGUGUAUAUAUAUAUAUAUAUAUAUAUAAGCAGUUCCAAGAAAAAUAUCAGCAGCAGCGAGAAUAUAUUACACAAAGCAGAGAAAGCUGCGCCGCGCUCUGCAGCGAUACAGGCAUAACACAAGAGGCGCGUGUGCGUGAUUUGGCGCGAGAGAGCGCGCAGGUGUGCCAGUAGUCUACUGUUGCUCGCCACUCGCUCUGCAGCAAAAUAACAAUAUAGGUACGUGCGCGCGCGCGCGGGAGAGCUGCAGAGGAUCGUCGCAGAGCGGAAUAACGAUAUAUCGCCAAUACCCGCAAGUGUCCCUGUGUGGGGAUAUCAGUGUGGUAGCUGUGUAUAAGCGUACGAGCGUCGCUGUCUGCGCAUCUCUCGUGCGGGUGUGUGUGCACAUGCGCUUCUCCGGGCUACAUCGUCGAUAUAGCCGCCCCCCCCCCCCCGAGAAGAGGAGCGCCGCCCGCGAGAGUCGACCCGGAGCUGCAGCCAAGACGAGGACGAGGAAGAGGAGAUAGCCAGCGCGAUAGCAUAUCCGCGUACGCAGAGCGGUAUGGGAAAAUGAUCAUCAGCCGAGAGGCGACGAUUAUCACUGCAGCAGCGAUUCGCGGCGCCCAACAGUUGCACAGACGGACGACGGCCUCCCAUCGGUGCGGAAAUUAGUGGAGCGACGCCAAAAAACUUGCCGAGUGUGACGCAGUUCUGCUGCUGCCGCCGCUGCUGCCCACCGCCCGUCGUCGGAGCAUCCUCCUCGAGAGCAACCUCGCUGUAAUCUUUCUCUGCGCGAGGAUAUCGUCUAGGGGAAGAGAUACUUUGAAGCAGGAAGGGAGCGGCCAGACGAAUUCCGCGGACAGCAUCAGGGCUGCUCCUACUUUGUUUUCAAAGAGAGAUUCGUCUCGAGACAGAGUUGACAAAAUGCCAGGCCUUAUCGCUGUCAGUGAUUUUAUCGAUGAGACCAGGGGGGACUACAAUUCACCCACCACGUCCACUUUUGUCUCCAGGAUGCCUCAGUGCAGACAGACCAUUGCAGCUCUGGAGGAGACUCUAGAUUUUGAUCGCGAAGGACUUACUAAGCUUAAAAAAGCAAUCAAGGCAAUCUAUAACUCAGGAAAUGCCCAUGUUGAUAAUGAAAUGUACUUGGGAAGAGCUUUAGAGAGAUUAGGUGAUGCUGCACUUAAGGAACAGGAACCAGAUAUUGGUGCAGCUUUUCUUAAAUUUGCUGUUGUUACCAAAGAAUUAAGUGCAUUGAUGAAAACAUUGAUGCAAAAUAUUAGUAACAUUGUAAUGUUUCCAUUGGACUCAGUGUUAAAAGGUGACUUAAAAGGUGUUAAGGGUGAUUUGAAGAGACCUUUUGAUAAAGCUUGGAAAGAUUAUGAAGCUAAGUAUGCAAAAAUUGAAAAAGAAAAGAAACAGCAUGCAAAAGAGGCUGGCCUCAUUCGUACAGAAAUCACUGCAGCAGAAGUAGCUGAUGAAAUGGAAAAAGAAAGGCGACUUUUUCAGUUACAAAUGUGUGAAUAUUUAAUGAAAGUUAAUGAAAUUAAGACUAAGAAAGGAAUAGAAUUGCUUCAACAUUUGGUUGAAUAUUACCACGCACAAACAAACUAUUUUCAAGAUGGACUGAAAACUAUUGAACACUUUGGUUCAUACGUUGUGGACCUAAGCAUGAAACUCCAAAAAAUCAGACAGGCCCAAGAUGAAGAAAGAAGGCGCCUAAUGGAACUAAGAAAUCUACUCAGAAGUUCUGGAUGUGAUAAAGAGUUAAAUACAAACACAAGCAGCGGAUACUCCCUACAUCAGCUGCAAGGCGAUAAGCAGCAUGGCGUAACUCGUACCGGCCAUCUCUUGAAAAAGAGUGAGGGAAAAAUGAGGCGUGUUUGGCAAAAGCGGCGAUGUUCCGUGCAAGCUGAAGGAUAUCUGGAUAUCUGUCACGCUGACGAGAACAAACCUCCCACGAGGGUGAAUUUACUAACGUGCCAAAUUAAACUGGUACCUGAUGAUAAAAGGAGCUUUGACCUUAUAAGUUAUAAUAGGACUUAUCACUUUCAAGCGGAGGACGAAGCGGAUCAACGGGCGUGGAUGUCCGUCCUAGUCAACUGCAAAGAGCGUGCUUUAUUAAGAGCUUUUGAUGCUAGUGGCAAACCGGAGGCGAAUCAUGGUAAUCCUAGUUUAGUUGAGCUUCAACAAGCUGUAAUACGGUGUGUCAUGAGGUUACCUGGUAACGAUAAGUGCUGUGACUGUUCUUCACAAAAUGAUGCAACUUGGCUGUCAACAAAUUUCGGAAUAAUUGUGUGUAUAGAAUGUAGCGGUAUACAUAGGGAUUUAGGUGUCCAUAUAUCUAGAAUACAAUCUUUAACACUCGAUAAUAUAGGUACAUCUCAAUUAUUGUUAGCAAGAUACAUGACAAAUCAAGCUUUCAAUGAAGUUAUGGAAGCAAUGUUACGUCACAAUUUUAAACCUUCUCCUACAUCUACAAUGGAGGAAAGGUACGAAUUUAUUAGAGCCAAAUAUGUAGAGAAAAAAUAUAUCACAAGAACAUGCGUUAACGAACAAGAUCUACUAUCGGAUCUUGAGCAUGCUGUAAAUAAUCGAGAUUUACAUCACCUGUUACAAGUUUAUGCAGAAAACGUAGAUUUAUCGGCUAGUUUACCCACAUCGGAUUUAUGCGAGACCGCCCUUCACUUGGCGAUCUUAAGAGAAAUGGGAAACAGUUUACACAUCGUAGACUUCCUGAUUCAAAAUAUGCCGACAGGCACUAUAGAUAAAACCACGACGGAAGGAGAUACAGCUCUGCAUCUUUCCGCUAAGCAUGAUAAGGCGGAAGCUAUGAAGUUAUUACUAAAGUCCGGUGCAGAUCCAUCGCUUCGAAAUAAACAAGGAAAGACUCCACUAGAUAUUGCUCAAGAAGUAGGGCAUCAUACAUGCCAAGAAUUGUUGAACCACGCUAUGCAGCGACAGAAGACUCUUUUCGAUAAUGUAAAUAUUGACUGGAACCUCUCACACGACGAAGCAUCAACAGAUUUUUCCGACGAUGAAACUAUCAUUGAAGAAAGAUUUGCUAAUUUGACUAAAAAAAAUGGCUGUUCAACGCCGGAAAAGAAAUUACGUAGUAGGCCCCCAUCGUAUGCUGGUGGAACGGAGUCGGGUGUAACAGACUCACCCGUGACAUUGCGUAGUCGGAGCAGUACUUGUGACAGUUUACAAAGUGGCUUGUCACCUGGCUUCUGUACAAGCAAAGAACAGAUGCCGCCGCCUCCACCGCCACAAAUUAAAAAACCGGUCAUAGCAAUGACACGCUUAUUUGUAGUCCCGACGCCGGUGGUUCCGGACGUCUCCUCGAUGAACUUUCAUGGCUCACUGAAGAAGCGGGUGGCCCCGCCGCCACCUGCGGGCCUCGACAGCAGCACCACCAGUGGCGGGGCCGUCGGUGGCUUAUCGGGCAGCAUCCUCUCGCCUCAUUACGGCACCUUGCCCACGGCCUCGCACAGCAGGACGACAAGUGAGCCCAUUUUGACUAGUCACACUACUAUUCAAACUCUACCAUACGCUUUGCGAACCCUGAACACUACCACUCAGAAUCACAAAAGAUCGCCCAGCGGUGAUUCAUCAACGGGACAUGGCCCUGAUGAAUUGCGUAUCGACAAGAUUGGCAUAAACACGUCGACGUUGCAGAGGCCGCGGAACCCGCCCCCACCGGCACCGCCCACCGUCAGCAGCACGACGUCGUCGCGAGUGUCCGACGACCCGGCCAACGAGUCCCUUGUCGCUGAAACUGGCGGUCUAGGCAAUCCCUUGCCACCGCCCAGAAAGUUUUUAAAAAUCAGCAGUUUAAGAAAAAACUGUGCACGACAUUGCAAGUUGGGUAAAAAGCUCGCGUAUCGCAUGUGCAUACCGAGAACUAUUUUCAAACGGUAACUCGAAGAUUAAGAUUUGGAGCAGCCACCGGCAUCGGCGACGGGCUAUAGCGGUCUGCGUCGCUGUCGUGCUCUCUAUGACUGCGAGGCCGACAACGAGGACGAGCUCUCGUUCCACGAGGGCGACGUCAUCGUCGUUACGAACGAGCACACGGACGACGACAACUGGAUGGAGGGCUUCCUCGAGCGGGCGCCCGAGCGGAGAGGCAUGAUUCCUAUUAGUUUCGUACACAUGCUGCAAGACUAAGGCAAACUCGGACUUUCGAAGGAUCAGGAUUGCGAUAAGAAGAUGCAGGAGGAUAAAUAGGUUUCUCGAUGACACGCUCACUGACACCUAUGUACACACGCACACUCUCUCACAAACACACAUACGAUUACACUGGUCAUGACCACAUUCACACGUACGACACACACUCGGCUAUUGUCUAUAAUGCUGCCAGUAUUACUAGUUUUGUCGAUUAGCAUUGAAGAGACUCGUUUGUUAAGUGAAACGUAUUAGAGAAAAUGCAGAGAGACAGAGCGAGAGGAAGGAGAAUGGAAGAUUUAAUAUUGACCCUAUUGAGAGAAAAAUUAUUAUGUCGUGUCCGUUUUGAGAGUUGAGGGCAAACGUUUGUAGUUUUUGCCGACGACUGUAACUGCAAACCACUGCUUAAUUCAUGUGUCGUUAGUUACACACGGUGUGAGUAGUAGUUAUCUGCGAUUGCGAUACUUGCUUAGAGACUGGAAGAGAGAAUACGGGAGUAUAAAAGAGAGAGAGAGAGAGAGAAAGAUGAUACAAAUAAGUCACUAUACACGUGUUGCGAUUGGUGAAUUUUCAGAGAACGAUACAGAGUAUUAUGUCCCUGAAAGGAAAAAUCUGUUGUUUACGAGAAAAAUAUAAGCUAUUUUCUUUUCCAUAGCAGUGCCAUUGAAUAUUUGAAAAAUCGAUUUAUUUUUUUUUCUUCGAUCAAGGUGUCGUACUUGCUGACAAUGAAGUAGCCUUAGUAUAUCGAUGCUAGUGAUUUUUAUAAUUAAUUUAUUAUAUAAAUAUAUAUAUUAUAAAUAUGUAUAUGUUUUUGUUAUGUUCAUACAUCACGUGUAACAAAUAUUGUAAUUUUUCCCAGAUAUAUUUAUUAUCGAAAAAUACUAUUUAAAUUAGAUCGCCAGUUGUAUACAAUUUAUUCUUUUAAUGUAAAUGUGAAGGUGUACUAUUAAUUAUGUUUAUCCGAUAAUGAUUUAUUUGUACUUUAAAAAAACAAUACAAUACGUCUUUGAAUGAAAAGACUACACUUUAAAAAAUAAAUGUAAUUUUAAAAGAUUUAGCGCACUACUUUAGGCAUGUCAUAUGCUGAUAAUGUUUUUUAAGAAUGCUUAGGUAAUCUACUUACGAUUUCACAAUGCAUGAAUCAGCAAUCUAAAAUUUUUUACGAAUUUUUUUACCAGUAUUAAAAUAAAAAUUUUAGAUAUUUUUCUCUUUACUGUAAUAAAAUUAUGUUCUUAUUUAUUUAUUAAGAGAUGUUAAGUAUAUUUCAGUAAUAAAUACCAAAAAUUGCAUACUUAAAA
Molecule: messenger RNA, 6128 nt
Organism: Nasonia vitripennis (jewel wasp)
Lineage: Eukaryota; Metazoa; Arthropoda; Insecta; Hymenoptera; Pteromalidae
Gene: Asap
Product: arfGAP with SH3 domain, ANK repeat and PH domain-containing protein
Exons: 19
Coding region: 1591-4587 (998 amino acids)
Biological process (GO): positive regulation of GTPase activity
Cellular component (GO): cytoplasm
Molecular function (GO): GTPase activator activity; protein binding
Source: RefSeq, a predicted model, not a curated record